UGCGCAGAAGCCAGCGUGAGUCUGAAUCAUCGAUAGGGCGACUGUCGGAGCUGAGAAUCUAGAGUGAUGGGACCUGAGUGAAGGAACAGCCGCGAGUGAUCACUCUCCAAGCCGGUUAUGACAGGCAGUGGCACCCGGUGUGUGUGAGGUUAGUGUGGUGCUCUCUCUCUCUCUCUCUCUAGACAGAGCUGAGGUGAAAGGGUCAGGAUGGCUUCAGCCUGUGCUGAGAUCUGUGGGUCAGACUACGCUGAACAGACGCAGCACGACCAGAGAUACGGCGUCAGAUCAUACCUCCACCAGUUCUACGAGGAGUGUACUGCCUCCAUCUGGGAACGCGAUGAAGAUUUUCAGAUUCAGAGAUCGCCUAGUCGGUGGAGCUCUGUCCUCUGGAAGGUCUGUCUAGCGUUAGGAACCCUGAUUCUGGUGACAGGCCUCAUUGUCCUAUUGGUGGGCUACGCCACCCCGACUAAGAUCGAAGCAUUCGGGGAAGACGAGCUCCUCUUCGUGGACAGCCACGCUGUCCUCUUCAACCGAGCCUUGGACGUGUGCAAGCUGACGGGCGCCGUUCUGUUCUGCGUGGGUGGCAGCCUGAUGGCCGUAGGUCUCCUCCUCUCAGCCUUCUCUAAGAGCUACUCCAAGGAGGAGCUGUACCUGCAACAGAAGUUUAAGGAGAGACUGGUUGAUAUCCAGAAUACGGUCCAUCCCGUCACCAGAGCCCCUACUCCGGGGGAGAGUAAGAUCCCUGUCACCCUGUCUAAAGUGCAAAGUGUCCAGCCCAACUCAGAGACAUAACAGUUGUCAAUGUAGUAGUGAGAGGUAGAUUAUCAGUGGUGUUCAUGUGUCCUUGUUCCUAACCCUUCUAAAGGUCAGCUUAUGUCAUCUUAGUACUACUCCUUACAAACCCUGUGUUUCCAGCACUUACACUCAGGGCUGCAGGAGGAAUCACACAGCUCCUUUCAUGUAGCUCUGUGUAAUUAAGGCUGCAGGAGGAAUCACACAGCUCCUUUCAUGUAGCUCUGUGUAAUU
Messenger RNA from Oncorhynchus mykiss (rainbow trout), 1026 nucleotides. RefSeq names its product neurensin-1. Gene Ontology annotation, biological process: nervous system development. Gene Ontology annotation, cellular component: transport vesicle; neuron projection; neuronal cell body. The record is from RefSeq and is a predicted model, not a curated record. Lineage: Eukaryota; Metazoa; Chordata; Actinopteri; Salmoniformes; Salmonidae.